Molecule: messenger RNA, 330 nt
Organism: Prunus armeniaca (apricot)
Lineage: Eukaryota; Viridiplantae; Streptophyta; Magnoliopsida; Rosales; Rosaceae
Source: the annotation of a GenBank genome assembly
AUGCAACAAGAAGCAAAUCCCAGAACGUUAAUGUUUGCCCUCUUGCUCACCAUGCUCAUCUCCUCAUGCUUGGUUCACUCGAGCAACUCAGCCAACUCUCCAUCACCUUCACCGGCUGUUGUUGGGAUGCCAAUGCCGAAUGAGCCGCCUCGACGGAUUGUUAAAAAGGGAAGGAGAGGGUCGUUUCCGGCUACUUGCCAUUUAAAGUGUAACCAGUGCGAGCCUUGCAUGCCAGUUCAAGUAUCAGUCCGAGCAAUGGCAUUGGAAGAGAACGAGUAUUAUCCACAGGUGUGGAAAUGUUCCUGUGGUGAUAACAUAUUUUCCCCUUAG